UUGAGCCCGCCCUUCUCCUUCCUUUUCCGCUGUAGGAAGUUGUCGUGCCUAAGGUGCUUGGUUCUUCAUCCGAAGCUAAGGCUCGCAAUCCGGCGACUAGCACCGUCAAAUUUAGGCAUCCGACGCCACAAAUAUAAAAUCUAACAUCUACAAUGGCCUCCGUGUCCGAGCUCGCCUGCAUUUACUCUGCUCUGAUCCUCCACGACGAUGAAGUCACCGUCACCGAGGACAAGCUGAACGCUCUGAUCAAGGCUGCUGGAGUCACUGUGGAGCCCUUCUGGCCAAGUCUGUUCGCCAAGGCUCUGUCCAGCAUCGACAUCGGCAGUCUGAUCUGCAACGUGGGAGCCGGAGGUGGAGCUCCAGCCGGAGCCCCCGCUGCCGGAGCUGCUGCUGCUGCUGGUGACGCUCCAGCCAAAGAAGAGGAGAAGAAGGAAGAAAAGAAGGAGGAGUCUGAGGAGUCCGAUGACGACAUGGGCUUCGGUCUCUUCGACUAAAACAGCAGUUUCUUUUUUUGUAAGAAAACGCAAUAAAAGUAAAAAAAUGA
Molecule: messenger RNA, 544 nt
Organism: Salarias fasciatus (jewelled blenny)
Lineage: Eukaryota; Metazoa; Chordata; Actinopteri; Blenniiformes; Blenniidae
Gene: rplp1
Product: ribosomal protein lateral stalk subunit P1
Exons: 4
Coding region: 153-494 (113 amino acids)
Biological process (GO): cytoplasmic translation; translational elongation
Cellular component (GO): cytosolic large ribosomal subunit; ribosome
Molecular function (GO): structural constituent of ribosome; protein kinase activator activity; ribonucleoprotein complex binding
Source: RefSeq, a predicted model, not a curated record